AUGACAGGCAGUGAGGAAGACAACAAUGCAGAACUGACUGCUUCUCCCCUGUCUGAGAAGAAAUGCAGAGGCGAGAAACAUGUCUCCUUCCCCCCGGAUGAAGAGAUAGUGUCUGGUUUCGCUGAACGCAAGGACUUGUUAAGGGAUGUUGACAGUAUUACGUUGAAAGAGAUAAUAGCUUCCUAUAAGCAAAGCUGUGAGAAGCACCAAGUUGAACCCAAACCAAAGUUACUGGAACAACUCCAGACCAUCACAGAUUUGCACAGUAGGGUCAGAUGUCUAGAUCUGAAAGGUGAACGGUUAGAUUACCAAGCAUGUGAAUCUCUUGAAGAAUUACUGAAACUGUUACAGUACGAGUUUAUCAAUCUACAGGAGGCUGAAUUGGAUGAAAAUGGGGCCUCUGCUUUGUUUGACAUGAUUUCUUAUUAUGAAUCAGCGACACACCUCAACAUUUCCUGCAAUAAAAGAAUUGGGGCCUUGGGUUGGCGGUCUUUGUCUCACCUGAUACAGCAGAGCAGUUGCCUGUGGAGACUGGAUGCAUGUAACAUACCUGUCCUGGAGUAUCCUGCACAGGCCAUGUCGCGAGCCUUGAAGUCCAGUAGGCUGGCUGUACUGCACUUUGAAAAAACAUGUCUGAGUGGUAGGCCUCUCUUUACACUAGUUUCUGCUCUGAAGUUAAACACAGCCCUGCAGGAGCUUUACCUGGCAGACAAUGAUCUCAACAGCUUUCAGGACUCAAUGCAGCUUGGCGACCUUCUCAAAUACAACCAUAGUCUUAGAGUGCUGGACUUAAGCAACAACCUUAUAUCAGACGCAGGUCUUGAAGAUAUAUGUGAAGGUUUAAAGGUACAGAAGACUGGUCUUAGAAGACUAGUGCUGUGGAACAACCUACUAACCUUCAAAGGCAUGACCCAUCUGGCACGUGUUCUGCCUUCUGUGGCAAGCCUUGAGACAUUGAACCUGGGCCAAAAUAUACUUCAAAACAAAGGGAUUCAGAGGCUUAAAGAUGCUCUGAUAGCCAACAGAUCACUUCUACAGCUGGGACUGGCCUCAACCAAAAUAACUUGUGAAGGAGCUGUAGCUCUGGCAGAGUUCAUUGCAGAAAGUCCUCGGAUCCAGAGGCUAGACGUCCGGAAAAAUUUGAUCAGAGCAGGAGGACUCAUGGCGCUGUCUUUAGCACUACAAAUUAACCAUUCUCUGAUCAGAGUGGACUUAGACAAAAAUGUGAAGAAAGAGAAGGUAUCAGCGUCCCAUGUAGCCUUGCUUUCAAGUUCUAAGGCUGCAGUGUUAGAGGAGGGUACUACACUUGAUAAAAGAAUACAGACUGGUACUGGUGCAUUAUGUUACCAGAAAAGCAUGUGUCAUUUCCUACAAAGGCACCAUGGAGAGGAGCUAAUUGGAUUUGUUGUCACCUCCAGUAGCUGCCAGGAGCUGGCGUCUGCUUCGGUUAGAGAUGAAGACAUCACCACGACAGGACCCCAGGAAAGGAUCAGCUGGUAUCCUGGGUACGGCUAA
Molecule: messenger RNA, 1515 nt
Organism: Polyodon spathula (Mississippi paddlefish)
Lineage: Eukaryota; Metazoa; Chordata; Actinopteri; Acipenseriformes; Polyodontidae
Product: protein phosphatase 1 regulatory subunit 37-like
Exons: 13
Coding region: 1-1515 (504 amino acids)
Molecular function (GO): protein binding
Source: RefSeq, a predicted model, not a curated record